Messenger RNA from Astrephomene gubernaculifera, 1442 nucleotides. The record is from the annotation of a GenBank genome assembly. NCBI's taxonomy places the organism in Eukaryota, Viridiplantae, Chlorophyta, Chlorophyceae, Chlamydomonadales, Astrephomenaceae.
GUGCACGUGACGGGAGGGGCGGUGGCGGUGCGUACGCCGGCUAUGCGGAUGAGCGCUAUCCGGACAAGUACGGCGGCCGAGGUGAUUAUGGUGGACAUACUGGCGCUGGUGGUGGCGGGGGGCGAUCAGGUGGCCCCUACCCAGCAGCUGGCUACGAGGGAGGCGCCGGUGGCCCCAGUGGCCGCGCCGGGGGCUACGAGGGGGCCAAGGGCUACGCAGGCGGGGAGCACCCUGACCGGGGCUACCCGGGAGGCGUGAGGGGCGGCUACGAGAUCGGGGCCUACCCGAGCAGCAGGGGCUACGAGGGCGCGGGGUAUGAGGGCAGCCGGCGGGAGGGCGGGGGCUACGGAGGGGCGGCCCCGAGGGAGCCCCCGCCGGCCUACGGGGCGCCGCCGCCCGCAGGCCGCCCGGCGAAGGAGCCCCCGGGGUACGGCUCCCGAGAUCCGGGUUAUGGGCCGAGAGAUGUGCCGUACAGCGGGGGUCGCGGCGGGGGUGCUGCUGGUGGUGGGGGUGGAGGCUACGAGCGGGGUGGCGGUGGUGGUAGCGGUGGGUAUGAACGGGUUGCGGGCGGAGGCGGUGGUGGUGGGUAUGAGCGAGCAGGUGGGCCGUACGAGCGCACUGGAGGGGGAGGAGGAGGUGGGUACGACAGGGGCGGAAGUGGUGGGUACGGCGGGUACGAACGGGGUGGCGGCGGAGGCGCAGGUGGAGGUGGAGGUUACAGGCCGGGUGGCGCGGGUGGGUACGGCGGCGGUGGCGGCCGUUCGGCAGGGCCGCCAGUGGGUGGCGGCGGAGGCGGCAGGGCUGGGGCCGGCGGGGCCGGGGGCUACGGUGAUGAGGGGUAUCGGGGCUCCGGGCGGGGCGGGCCGGACCGCAACCACUCCUCUGCACGGCCCGGCGGGGGAGGUGGCGGCUACGAGAGGUCCGCACCCUACUAGGCGGCCCCGGUACUCCCGCUGUGUGGCCCAGCAGCGUGUUGAUCGAGCCCAACGGCUUGAACCAGCCGUGUGGGUGAGAGUGUUGGGUGGGAGUGAUGGGGCAGCUUGGGGCAUUUGGUUGAGGCGUUGGGAGCCCAGGGCGUGGCGGCGGGCGCCACAUGAGAGGCGCAUGAGCGUGCGAAGGGUGGUAACCAUGUUGCUGGGAGCAGAUGGAGUGUCCCGGGCGUCUAAGCUUCUGUGCUUGCUAGGUACGGUUCGUUCGCUUGGAUGAAGGAAUGGUCGACCGUUAUCGUGAUCCCAAACCGGAAGGCAAGGGAAAGCUUUGCUAUCCUUGUCCAUCCACGCCCUCGGUAAUGCGGCGCUCAAAUUUGGAAGACAUGAACCAACGAGCUCUUUGCAGCGUAUGCAAUGCACUGUCCCGUGGAGCUGUAUGUGACUGCUUUGCGCUUGUAACAUGCCACAGCAACAGUUGUUCAGCUGCUUCUACCCGGUUCGCGUUACACGCGU